This is a messenger RNA of Chlorella variabilis, 609 nucleotides long. RefSeq lists its product as hypothetical. The record is from RefSeq and is a predicted model, not a curated record. Bases 1 to 609 code for a protein of 202 amino acids. Lineage: Eukaryota; Viridiplantae; Chlorophyta; Trebouxiophyceae; Chlorellales; Chlorellaceae. The transcript has 5 exons.
AUGGGCCGGCGCCAGGUGCUGGGCACGGCUGCAGCAGCCACGCUGGCUGGCCUGGCCGGAGGCAGCGGCAUUGUGGCAUCAAGCGGCGUGGCGGCGCCUCCCGCGGCCGAGGCGCUGGAGCUUGCGCCGCUGGGGCGUGUGGAGAGAGUCGGCGGCGACAAGCUGGUGGGGCUGAGCCCAGAGGAGGACAUCCUGGCGCGCAACCUCAGGGAGGGGCAGUACUUUGUGACGGGAGACCUCACACCCGAGAUCUUUGCAGACGACUGCCGGUUCAAGGACCCCACCAACGAGACCGCAGGGCUGAGCCGCUACAUGAAGGCGCUGACCCUGCUGUUUGAUGCCUCCUACUCUGCCGUGCAACUGGUGGGCAUCAGCGUGACUAGCCCCACCACCAUCGAGGCCGACUGGAAGAUGGGCGGCUACCUGCGCUUCCCCUGGCACCCGCGGGUGGAGCCAUUCCUGGGCCACACUGUGUACCACCUGAACGAGCAGGGGCUGAUCGCGCUGCAGGACCAGACCUGGUCCAUCACCGGCACCACUGCGCUUGUCGAGAGCUUCACCCCCACCGGCGGGGUCAGCACCGACAUCAAGCAGAGCAUGAGCGCGUGA